UGCCAUAAAAGUCCGGAAAGGACAAGUCGUUUGUGUUGCUAAGCAACGAGUCAACAAAAAAAGACACGGCUGUAGUCAGAUGCAGAAAUGUCGUCAAGUUACUCUGCAAACCAGUAUGACAGCGCCUUCAAGCCGCAGCGGCUGCAGAACUGGUGUAAGACAAAGCGCUUCAAAGAGAGACCCACUGCACAGGACGGUCACACCACCUUCGUUGCCGAUGACAGAGGGCAUCUACUCCCAGGUGUGGUUAAGAGGGGCAGUGCAUGGCCAGAAUUUAAGGAGACGGGGGAUCUACCUGCUUGUAUCUCAGCUCACCGCAUCAAUCCUACAGGCCGCUCCGUGGAGGGUCUCAACAGACUGAAGUCCUGGGGCUUUGACGUACCGCACACUGGCAAGUCUCAGCCACACAGAGGCAGCAAAAACACAGAUGGGUUGCAAGAUGCUGGUGAGCAGACCAAUGGGGGUGAACAGCAGGAUGGCGCUGCCCCGUCCUCCAUUCACACAUCUGCAGCUGAAGCCCGUCCAGCAUCUCAGACCCGACCCGUCACUGGAGGCGAGAGAACUGCUAACCAGACAGACCAAGACUUGCAGGCAGUAGUGUUUGGAUCUGACGCUCAGCCUGCCAAGGACAAACAAGCUGUACAGGAUACUGAAGAGAAUGCAGCUUUGAGGCCUGCUACUGCAAAGGGAACAGGUAGCAGGCCCGAUACUGGCAAGGGGAAACCAGUAUGCAACGUGUCAGUAGUGAGCCAGGGAAAACCAUCAUCCUCCAAACAGAGAGACAGAGAUGCACAGCAAGACCAGUGACAUUUAAUUCUCUUAGUGGACGAGAAAAUACCUUCAAAAAAACAAACCUUGUAAGCCAAGUUUUGCUUAUUUUUAGCAUGGCUGACCAUACUCACAGUGGUUUUUGUUAUGGAUGUUUGACUCAUGAUGAUCAAUGACUGGAAGGUUUUUUAAUCCACAUUGUCAGUCUACAUCCACACACUAUUUCCUCUCACCUACUUCCUCUCUCUCUCUCUGUCUGGUUUCUACCUCUGUUGCGGUUAUUAGUUGCUGUUCCAUCUAGAAUGUCUGAUUGUUCUGUGAACUUGCCAGAUAAGAUAAGAGUUCCAGUGCCGUUAAACACUGCAAAAGAAUAAAGAUAUUGUUCUCUC
This is a messenger RNA of Thunnus maccoyii (southern bluefin tuna), 1157 nucleotides long. It is a transcript of the gene cfap126, whose product is annotated as cilia and flagella associated protein 126. The coding region runs from base 88 to 807 and encodes 239 amino acids. The record is from RefSeq and is a predicted model, not a curated record. Gene Ontology annotation, cellular component: ciliary basal body. NCBI's taxonomy places the organism in Eukaryota, Metazoa, Chordata, Actinopteri, Scombriformes, Scombridae. Gene Ontology annotation, biological process: cilium organization. The transcript has 5 exons.